Molecule: messenger RNA, 5182 nt
Organism: Salmo salar (Atlantic salmon)
Lineage: Eukaryota; Metazoa; Chordata; Actinopteri; Salmoniformes; Salmonidae
Gene: gnmt
Product: glycine N-methyltransferase
Biological process (GO): protein homotetramerization; one-carbon metabolic process; S-adenosylmethionine metabolic process
Cellular component (GO): cytosol
Molecular function (GO): glycine binding; identical protein binding; glycine N-methyltransferase activity
Source: RefSeq, a predicted model, not a curated record
UUGGGCUAAAGUUUCGCUUCCAGUUUAUCUCUAGCUAGUAUAAAUAAUAAUAACACGGUUAAGACUUGGAGAAAGGCUAGAUAUAAAAAUACGGAUAUCCAAUAUAUAAUACGUGCCUCACUAUUUUCAUAAAUAUUCCAGUCUAGAAUUUGAUAUUUCUGCACAAAGUAGCACUCAGUGUGAUCCCUGAAGAUACAGAAUGUCAGUCGACAGUGUUUUUCGGACGCGUUCUCUCGGCGUUGCUUCCGUGGGGCUUCCUGAUCAAUAUGCCGACGGAAAAGCAGCAAAGGUGUGGCAGCUGUACAUCGGAGACACGCGGAGUAGAACGGAAGAAUACAAAAGCUGGGUGGUGUCCCUGCUAAAACAGCACGAUGUGCAAAGGAUACUGGAUGUUGCCUGCGGCACAGGCGUGGACUCCAUCAUGUUGGUGGAGGAGGGAUUUAUGAUGACGAGCGUGGACGCCAGCGACAAAAUGCUCAAGUACGCCCUGAAGGAAAGGUGGGAGAGAAGAAAAGAGCGUGCCUUUGACCAGUGGGUGAUCGAGGAGGCCAACUGGCUGACGCUAACAGAAGAUGUGCAGAAGCCAGGGAAUGGGUUUGAUGCAGUCAUCUGCCUGGGAAACUCCUUCGCUCACUUGCCAGACUUCAAAGGGGACCAGAGUGAUCAGAAGUUAGCCCUGCAGAAUAUCGCCAGCAUGGUGAGACCAGGGGGCAUCCUAAUCAUCGACCACCGUAACUACGACUAUAUUCUGGAGACAGGCCGAGCGCCCCAAGGCAAGAACAUCUACUACAAGAGUGAUCUUACUCAGGACAUCACCACCUCUGUGCUGUGGGUCGACAACAAGCCUCACAUGAUCACCCUGGACUACACCGUACAGGUGCCAGAGGGCCCACAGAGUUCCCCCGAACUCAGCAAAUUCCGCCUGUCCUAUUACCCUCACCGUAUUGACAACUUCAAAGAGAUCCUGACGGGAGCUUUCCACGGGAAGUGUGAGCACAGUGUCUACGGCGACUUCAAGACCUACACCCCCGGCCAGAGCCAGGCCCCCUGCUACUUCAUCCACGUGGUCAAGAAGACUGCUUAGGGACCCCACAACUUUCCCACGAUUUUGUGUAUCAACCCUCAAUAUUUCUCCCUACACUUUCUGUCAUGUCUCUUCUGCUGACCCUUCUGUUCAAACCGCCUCUUCUCCCUUUCUGAACCAAAACAAACCUGAGCCCAAAUGCCCAUAUUCAUGCUGUUCGAUCCCUUGGUCUUUCAGCGACUUUUAACUCUCAGGCAACGUAAGAGACGAGACACUCAACAGCCAUCUUGAGUGAUGUGAAAGCAUCUACCAACCAUGCUUGGUAGUAUUUUGUCAGCCGGAGAUUGUCAAGCAAAUAACUGCCGUUCUCACAGUAAUUUACAAUUUAAUUAACAUAAACACGUUUAGCAUCUCCUGGCUUCCACACACAGCCUACAAGCCACUGAUGCAGACCUUUUGGAACAUCUACAUUUAAUCACAACUCUAAUAAAUACAUUUAAUAUAGCCUACACCAUCACAAUAAAUCCAUUAUUUAUUUUAGACCAGUCUAAAGAAACAUGAAGAAAAUGUAGUCUAUUUCAGAAGAACAGAAUAGCAUACUCUGAGUUGUCCUUGUUAGACUCUGAUCUCGCUAUGCCAAAAAGGCUGUGGGCUACACUAGUACAUUUAGCAGAUGAGUUGCUUAGUAUUCUGUGGCAUUAUUUUAUAGUAUGAAGAAUACAUUUGAACGUGGCUGAAUAAAAUGGAAACGAUAUUUUCUCCAAACCGUUACCGAGGGACUGCACACAUGUGGCUAUUCUGUGUUGAGCGGUUAACAAAGAAACAGGUCAUCCUAAAAGCUUAAUUUAGUUAUUUAUGCAGCUUUAGUUGUGAUAUGUUUAGAUUUUAGGCUGCAUGAUGAGACUUAAAAAAAUCAUUAGUCGCAUGAAAUCCAAGAGUUCUGCUUUGUUUCUUGUGCAGGCUGCACACACUUCAUCAGUCUCUCAUUCACAAUUUGACAAGAGCUUGAUGAUAAUAUUCUCACCAGGCCUCGAAUUUCCUAACGGCAUCCCCCUUUGUGUGGCUGUAAUGCUCCCUAAAACAAAUCCAUGCCAUUUGCAGCCAUAGUGGCCUGAAUAUAAUAAUUAUAAUUCUCCUGGCAGCUGUGCUCUAACGCACCUCUCACUCACAUGGCUCUCUGAUAUCUCAAUUCUUAUUAGCUAAUGCCCGUCAUGUGAUCGGGUCCUUCUCACAUGCAUCUCAGCCCCGAAGUAGGCUACAAGUGAAGACGGACACAUCAGGGACGCAGCUGCGCAUGUCCCUAUUAUCGAAUUCUGAGGCGCAUAUUGAAGAUGUUAAAACUGUCCACAUUUUACUUUAUGUCAGCCAACAAGAUGAGUAGGCCUAACGAACAGCAAAAGCACUAGCCUAAGUAGAUUGACUGUCUCCCAUAGUACAAAAGCUGAUCUAUUCUAUUGGUCAACUUGUCCAAACAUACACUGGGACAGUUGUGGGAUGUGAUAGAUCACAAAUGAAUACAACCAGUUGCAUCAAAAAACCUUUAAAAGCAAUGAGGCUGAUGCAGCAGAUCCGAACAUUAAGCUUAAAAUCUUGUUCGGCUACUUCACAUUUGAAAGUGCAGCAAAUCUCACACGGCAGUAGGCUAUAGAUGUGAAUGUUGCAAAAUGCAAUCCAUAUGCAGGAAAACACUUCUCAAUGUGACCGCAAAUGUGAUUUAUGCAUGUAAUGCAUUAUAUAAAGGUGCAUUUUUAUGGUGAAAAUUAUCUUCACCAAACUCACGCGCUGCCUAUGUAUGCUAGUUAGGCUCUACACCGGUUGUAAACCAGAUUUAAUGUGCUUCAUUUUAAGUUAUUUGGCCACUAGUUAUGAUACAAAACUUUUGAUAAGGUUUGUAUCAUGAAGUCAUUUUUUUUUUUAAAAGGAUGUGCUCUUUCUUGCCUUACUGCACACAUUCACAAGUGAUGGGCUGUUUUCACCCAUCAGACGGUCCAUUUAACCCUGUCUUUACAUAUACUAAAUAAUGUGUGUGAAAUUAGUUUUGAUUUAGAAUGGACCAAUAUCAAUAGCAGGGUGAAAAAAUACAUGUAAUCUAUGAACUUAAAUGGCGAGUAGAGGACGCUUUUCCCAUGGUUAAUUUUCAUGCCAGCCAGGUAGGCUAUAAUCCUGUUGUAAAGUGAAGCAAUGUGCUUAAUAUUGGGAAAGUUGAGAAAUAAAUAUAUUAGGCCGAGCCUCUAGAAAGCUGAUGAGAUCCCCUUUUUUGGAAAUUGCGUAGCCUAAAGAAAUGUUAUGCAACAUGAGCCCAUGGGCUCUCAUCAAGUGUUUGAAUUAGAUUUUUGAACACAUUUGCAUAGAUGUCAGAGUGAUUAGAGGGACAAUAGAGUGCUCAUUACCAGGCAGUUGGCAAGCUUGGUAGGCUACUAACAAUCAGCAGCACUCUGAGCUUGGAGAAGCCUAGUUACCGUGGCUAAACGGUCACAUGGAAUCUGACUGCGGUCAUGACUCGUGACCGCCGGUGUGGCGGUAAUACGGUCAUCGUAACAGCCCUACUUGGGAGCUAACGCUCAAAGGCAUGAGCCUUCGGUUUUUAGUGAAUGCAUCUGGGUCCCAUUGUUAAAGUUGCACUCAUUGACCCAUGUAAGUCCCUCAUUGCAAAAGCUUAGAGCACCAUCUCUGUCACACUUUUCUCCCCUAAUGAUUACAACGAUCAUCCUUUCAAGUCCUAUAUUCAGACUUCAGUCAUUUGGCAUUGCCCCACACACUGAGGUCAGAAGACCGUUGCAUGGUUCAAUCAAAAAGGCCUCUCUUUGUGUCUCCAGAUAUUAAUUUUAAAACUUUAAUCGGCUUGUUGGUCAGCCAAAAACAGUUUGUACUUUUGGUGGGGUAUUUUGAGGAAUGCUCUUAGACUCAUACACAAGGAAAGUGUUGUAGACACAGCACUGUGAGCUGAUAAACCAAAAUAAUGAUCUAUGUCCCCCCCUGCUGGUUGAGUAUAAUACAAAGAAUUUAAAGAGGAACUUCCUUCAAUGUUCCAAUGGGCAUUGAAGAUGUACAGUACAAAAACAGUGAAACUAUCGGCCAAUUACUUAACUUUUGUAUCGACUUGUUUUGAUCCAAGUUUUAUUCAACAUUAGUCGCCUUUGCAAAAUCCAGGGAUUAUUCAAAUGGUAUGAUAGACUGAUUUGGCCGUAAGUGACCCUUGCAAACAAGGUACUGAAAUGUUUUUUUUUUCCACUGAAAAAUCUUUGAGUUUGCUCUACUCUCAAAGAAAUGCUUUACUUCAUGAAUAUAUUUUCAUGAUCCAAAGAUUUGAUUGAUCAAAUGACCGCACACUUGCUUAAUUUUUAUUUAUUUCACUCUCAACUCUGAAUAUAGUUCAUCUUAACUUUCCUCAAAGAAGAUUGGACAUUAUUCAUAAAAAUUGGUCAUAACAUCAAACCAAAAUGGGACAAAUCAAAUGUCAUGCAUCACAACUGCUGUUUUAUUUUGUUAACUUGUGAAUAAAAUAAAAGUGUAAUUGUAAAUAUGGAACAUCCUUAUGUUGAAUAUAAAACGUAACAUUUUAUUGAAUUGUCCAACCCUUUUGGCCAAAUUUUAAUUGUUCUGAAUUUGGAAGCAUUUUGUCAUUUUAAGACAGUGAUUUGCCAAUUCAGUUUGUCAAAUUUGUAUGUUUUGGUAGUGAUAAUAAUAAACAUUUUUUUAAAUAAUGAGCUGCAGGACAACAAUGGAACAUUCUAUUUGGUUAUGGGAUUGGUAAAUUCUGAAAUGUUUUGUCGCCUAAUCACAACCUCAUGGUUAUCCUGCAGAUUUUAAAUGAUCUAAUAGGCAAUGGCUAAAGCUUUAGUGAAAUGCUUUUUAUUGAAAAUUCCACAUCAGAAGGCAAGGUGAAGCAAUGAGCACAUGGGGUUGAUUUGAGUUUAAAUGCUGAGAAGUUAGUAAGGUUUAAGUGGUUUGAAUGAAUAUAUUUUUAGGCUCUGAUUGGAUUUGACUGUUUAGAUUGUAUAAAUACAAAAAUAUCUUCCCUUGCAGAGAAAAGUUUUCUUUAAACAGUCUUACUCUGUUGUCAAGCCUUAGUACAACAAUGUUUAAAAUGUUUUGUUUUUUCCUUAUGUGAUUAUUGGAAUUGUUUUAUUGGACUGGAAUACAGAAGCUUUUAAGGAA